AUGACCUCGCAUGAUUACAUCCAGCCAGUAAGAAGAAUACUCACAGAAGAAGACCUCACGAGGUGGCAGUCCUCUGAAAGCUACAACGGACUGGUGGCGUUCAUCGUCAGAUUGGCAGACUCUGUGAAAGGCAAAGAGCUGGGGACCGAGUGUGAGCUGACGCCAUCGGUGAAGGAUAUAUUAAAAGUACUUGAUUCGAUACAGACGAUAAUAGGACGUCAUCCAGUGGUUACGGAUAAGGAUAUAUCCCGGUUUGGAAAGGUUGAGUUUCGGGACUUCUACGAUGAGGUUUCCAGCAGUGCUGACAAGUUGAUCUCACUAAUAGACAAGACAUCUGAGCUUCCAGGAGUCUCAAAAGAACUAAAAGUAUACCUGGUGGAAUCGUGGGGAAACAGAACGAGAAUAGAUUAUGGGUCUGGCCAUGAACUAAAUUUUAUGUGUUUCCUGUACUGCCUGUAUAAGGUAGGCAUACUGGAUCUGGAGUCGGACUCUGAGGCGCUGGUAUUAGUUGUUUUCAAAAAAUAUCUGGACAACAUGCGAAUCUUGCAGACAAAAUACUGGCUGGAGCCUGCGGGAUCCCACGGGGUGUGGGGCUUGGACGAUUACCAUUUCCUGCCGUUUUUGUUUGGAGCGGCCCAAUUGGCUCCCAUGGAGAGAAUGAGGCCCUCCUCUAUUCACAUCCCCGAUUACGUGGAUAUGUUCAAGGACAAGUUUUUCUAUUUUGCCUGUAUCGACUUUAUCAACCAGACAAAGACCGGAGCGCAAAGUUUGCGGUGGCAUUCUCCGAUGCUGGAUGACAUUUCAGGUGUCAAGAAAUGGAGCAAGGUGGCAGAGGGUAUGAUCAAGAUGUACAAAGCUGAGGUGCUGGGUAAACUACCGAUCAUCCAGCAUGUCUUUUUUGGAAGCAUCAUAGCUGCCCCAGAAGGCGUUUCUGCUACCAGGGAUCUGAGUGGUAUCGAUGAAGAACAUGGUCAUAUCCACAUAGACCACGAUCCAGACUCGAACCUUCACCUAAACACUUUUGGUGAUUGUUGUGGUAUCAAGGUGCCCAGUGCGGUGGCAGCCAGUGCAAUGGAGAAGAAACAUUUCCGGCCCGUUCCUUUUGACUAA
Kuraishia capsulata CBS 1993 is the source of this 1110-nucleotide messenger RNA. RefSeq lists its product as uncharacterized. Gene Ontology annotation, biological process: mitotic spindle organization. The record is from RefSeq and is a predicted model, not a curated record. Bases 1 to 1110 code for a protein of 369 amino acids. The transcript has a single exon. Lineage: Eukaryota; Fungi; Ascomycota; Pichiomycetes; Pichiales; Pichiaceae. Gene Ontology annotation, cellular component: cytoplasm; protein phosphatase type 2A complex; nucleus. Gene Ontology annotation, molecular function: peptidyl-prolyl cis-trans isomerase activity; protein tyrosine phosphatase activator activity.